Penicillium canariense is the source of this 1635-nucleotide messenger RNA. RefSeq lists its product as uncharacterized. The transcript is spliced from 5 exons. Gene Ontology annotation, molecular function: FAD binding. Bases 1 to 1635 code for a protein of 544 amino acids. Lineage: Eukaryota; Fungi; Ascomycota; Eurotiomycetes; Eurotiales; Aspergillaceae. The record is from RefSeq and is a predicted model, not a curated record.
AUGGCCGCUAUGGAAUGCCUCCGAGACAUCGGCUUGGAUAAAGAGUGUCUCCGUCUUGCUACCAAUGGCAUGAAUAUGAUGCAUACGCGAUGGGCAUAUAGCAUGGCUGGAGAAGAAUACGCUAGGAUUCACUCCUGGGGCCACGAUCCAAAGCGCAAGGGCGACUAUGAGACCGCCAGCCCUUGCGAUCCCGUCGAUCUCCCCCAAUCCAUCCUCGAACCUAUCCUCGUCCGAUACGCGACCUUGAAAGGCUUCCGUUGUCGCUUCGAUACCACAUUCAUUGAAUUUACCCAAGACGAAGAAGGUGUAACAAGCACUCUCUGCGACACCCUUACCGGGGUGGAAUACAAGAUUCGCUCAAAAUACCUAUUUGGUGCAGAUGGGGCUCGAAGUGAAGUCUUCCGGCAGGCAGAACUUCCCCUGGACGUUCGACCUGACCAGGGUCUAGCGUUCAAUGUCCACCUCAAGGCCGACCUAUCGAACUAUAUGCAGUACCGCACAGGGAAUCUUCACUGGUUACUGCAACACGAUCAGGAGCACCCGCUCUUCGGGUGGGCAUGCAUUGCGAGGAUGGUUAAGCCGUGGGAUGAGUGGCUGUUCAUUGUUCUACCAGAGCGUGGGAAAGAGUUGGAGUGUGAUCCUACGAAUGAAGAAUGGCUCGGUCGCAUUAAGGAGUUUAUAGGGGAUGAUUCCAUUCACACCGAGAUUCUGGGCGUGUCCAAGUGGCGCAUUAAUGAUGUGGUGGCAGGGAGCUUUUCCAAGGACAGGGUAUUCUGCCUUGGUGAUGCUUUACAUCGACAUCCUCCUUCAAAUGGUCUUGGCUCAAACACUUGCAUCCAAGAUGCUUACAACUUGGCAUGGAAGGUUGGAUAUGUGCUGAAAGGCCAUGCAUCUCCUUCUCUCCUUGAGACAUACACUACUGAGCGCCAGCCAGUUGCUCGCAACGUCGUGACCCGCGCAAACCAGUCAUUCCGCCACCACGGACCAGUAUGGGCAGCUCUUGGGGUCACCCUGCCGACCCCCGAACAGCGAACACAAGCCCUUCAUGAGUUGACACUUCCCUCUGCAAAGGGCCGUGCGAGGCGAGCAGCCCUUCAGGCCGCCAUCGAAGAGACAGAGCACGAGUACCACGCACUCGGCACCGAAAUGGGUCAGUUCUAUCAGAGCUCGGCCAUCUACACGAUGGAUGAGAAGACAUCUUUCUACUCUCCCGAGGUAAUCGCACAGGAUCCUGAUCUAGUUCUCACUCGAGGCACAUACCCCGGCUGCCGGCUGCCUCAUGUCUGGCUGAACAAUGCCAUCCCGGUGGAGCGCAUUUCCACCAUCGACUUAGCUGGACGUGGUGCGUUCACGAUCCUCACGGGUAUUGGUGGUGAGGGCUGGAAGGAAGCAGCAAAGCAAGUCAGUAAUGAGCUUGGUGUGAAAAUUAAUGCCUACUCCAUCGGUUUCCGUCAGGACUACGAAGAUGUCUACUUCGACUGGGCGCGGGUCCGCCAUGUUGACGAAACAGGAUGUGUACUCGUUCGGCCUGAUCGGUUUGUGUCAUGGAGGUGCAACGAGGUACUUGGUGAUGGUCCUCGGUGUGCUGCGAAGAUCCGGGAGGUCAUGCAGAGUGUUCUUAGUCAAUCAGCUUGA